AUGAGUGAAACUGAUGAUGAAGCUCAAACUUCGAGAGAAGAAGACGUUCUUGCUUACGAAAUAUUCUUUUGGAUCAUUCACGGCAUGAGCGAUAAAGGAGUUGUGAAGGUCAGCGAGCUACGAAAGCUCUAUCAAAAAGCCGUCAUGAAGAACAGAUCAAUUCAAUAUCGAAGCCUCCAGGAAAUGUUGAAGAUCGUUAACAAAAAUUUGGCCCAGUGGCAAGGAUGGGAUGCAGUGUUGCAAGACGAUCGUCUAACUUAUGUGAAUUUGAACGAACAGAAGACUUUCAAGGCGAACGUGGCGAGUGAAACUGAAAGAACUCUUGGAGUUCUUAAAAAUGCGCUUAUGUACAUUUUUGUGGCCACCAAACCGAAUUCAACACAUCCAGGAGUGACACAUGAGGAACUAAUGAGCUACAUGGAAGCAUCGAUGUCGACUCACCCUGACCAUAAGCUAACCAGUGAGCACAUGGAACUUCUGACGAAACAGAUCGCUCCCAACGCACGUGCAGAUUUCAUCAGAAAGGGUUAUCUUGCUUUCACCAAAGCUAUGAAUGAAAACGAGGAAGAAGUAUUCCGAUAUGAGUGGGGACCGGCCGCUCUCCAAACAGUGGAUCCCGUACAUCUGGUCCAAAUGUUUCAAAAGCUCACUGGAGUGGAUGCAACACAAUUGACUGAACAACUGGAGAGAGCAAAAGAAUUGAAAGCGAAACAAAUAGGAGAAGUCAAGGUUGGUAUUAUCUUUAGUGUAACUAAUUCUAAAGAAUUUCAAUUUUAUUUUCAGCGAGGUGCAGUUCUGCCUACACGAGGAAAGCAAAUCUAA
Molecule: messenger RNA, 822 nt
Organism: Caenorhabditis briggsae
Lineage: Eukaryota; Metazoa; Nematoda; Chromadorea; Rhabditida; Rhabditidae
Gene: Cbr-mage-1
Product: Protein CBR-MAGE-1
Exons: 5
Coding region: 1-822 (273 amino acids)
Source: RefSeq, a predicted model, not a curated record